AGGAGCCCACCAGAAGAGCUUGGGGACAUUUCAAAGAGAGCUUCAGAUCAGAGUUCCACUCAACUCUUGGUCUUGGAUACAAUCCAGGAGCAACUAGAGAAGGAGAACUGGGAUGAGAUGAGAAGCAAGGUGUCAAAGGUUCCGAAUGUCCACAAGAUCUUAAUAGGUAACAAAGAUCCACCUCUACUAUCCUUAGAGGCUCAUGACCCUCCUGAGCUGCUGGCCUCCACUGAGACUUCAAACCAAGUAAACCCUGGUUAUGCAGAUGCCCUCUGGACAAACUGCCACCUGAGUCUCCAGAACCAAGGGACUUUUGACAAGGAGAUUGAGAGUAGCCCAGGAUGGGCAGUUGUUAGGGUCCUGGUGGAGGACAUUCUCCUUCACCAGAUUUUCCAUUCCUUCAAUAAUUUUGAACAGUCCAACAAUCCCACAGCCAUCAAAGCCCAAGAAACUGGAGUCAACAAGGUGAAUCAGAUGCAUCAAAACUCAGCCAUCACCAAGGACCCUUCACCUAAAAUGAGGAAGAAAAAACAUAAACCCUCCAGGCAAAACAAUGCAGCUCCUGAGGCUAAAAUGCAGCUGAAGACCCCCAAGAACCGAUCAGGGGGACAAGAGCUCAUUUGCAGUGCAGCAACCAAUGACAGGGCUCACGUGGACAUGGCUGAGCUGAGGAACAGCAAAUCCCUGAAUAGGAGUCAGUCAGGGCCCAAAGUCAAGGAAGGAGAAAAGCCAACUAUUCUCAAUGUGAAGCACAAGAGAAACCAACUGGUGCUUGGCCAAGAGGCCUUUAAAAUGCCUCACACCUGCCUAGGCAUGCACGUGGCACUGGGAAAAUCAAGUAUCACCAAAAACUCCAAGAUAUCACCAAGAGCCAAACCAUGGCAAAGGGCCCCAUGUGAGGGGCAGAGGCCUGAGAGUAUCUGGGACGACUUCCAGAGCUCACACAGCACUGCUGAAACAGAGGCUUCAUCUGCAUCCCUGGGUGAGCUGCCACCACCUGGGCAGGGGAAGUUAAUACCUUUGCCUUUUCCUAGCCCAGAAAAGCCUCAAGCAAGACCAGUUUCUCAAAGGCCACAGCCUCCAGCCUCAUGGCGACACCCUGUAGCUCACCCUGUCCAUCCUACUGUUACUAACACAGCUCAGCCAUCCCAAACAGCAGCUGGCAGCAUGUCUCUGAUGGGUCCUGUCAAACCAGCUCACUCGGUCCUGGGAAAUGCCAGGCCACCACACUGGACCACUGCAAAACAGCCUGGACUUCCUCAGUCUGCAGUGUGUAAGCCUGCACUCCAAGCAGUAUCACCUUUUGCCUCUCUUGGAAGGGAGUCUGUUGCCACUGCUGUGACCAAGUACAGGGCCCUGCCUCAGCCUCACAACCCAUUUCUCAUUCAAGACUUCAGCUGCCAGCCAAUUCCUUGGAGGGAGCCCAGUGUUCCCAAGCCAGUCACAUUAAGCCCCAUCACAGAGGAACAAAGGCCAGAUCAAGAAGUGAUGAAGAGGCAGGCUCAGCUAGAGCAGGAGCUGGCAGCCAAGUGCACCUCCUUAGGGAAGCUGCAUUUUUUCAGGCAGAGGGAGAGCGACAAGGAAGUUGCUCAAUACUACGGAUACAUAAGAUGAAAGUCACCAGGACUGCCUGGGCAUUUUGGCUACUGAGUGGUUCUGCACAUAGUUAUGU
Heterocephalus glaber (naked mole-rat) is the source of this 1672-nucleotide messenger RNA. The record is from RefSeq and is a predicted model, not a curated record. Lineage: Eukaryota; Metazoa; Chordata; Mammalia; Rodentia; Bathyergidae.